UCCUCUCUCUUCCUCAGGAACUGCUCACACCUGUGCCCCAAAGAUGAGGGCCCAGGAGAACCUGGAGAGCCGGACACAGCAUGAAUCCGUGGGCUCAGCAGGGACCUCCACGAGGGAUCCCACAAUGUCCCUGCCCACAGAACCCAAGUUUGAUAUGUUGUACAAGAUCGAGGAUGUGCCACCCUGGUACCUGUGCAUUCUACUGGGCUUCCAGCAUUACCUGACAUGCUUCAGCGGUACCAUUGCUGUGCCCUUCCUUCUGGCUGAGGCGCUGUGUGUGGGCCGUGACCAGUACAUGGUCAGCCAGCUCAUCGGUACCAUCUUCACCUGCGUGGGCAUUACCACCCUUAUCCAGACCACACUGGGAAUCCGGCUGCCACUGUUCCAGGCCAGCGCCUUUGCAUUUCUGGUCCCAGCCAAAGCCAUCCUAGCCCUGGAGAGAUGGAAAUGCCCCCCAGAAGAGGAGAUCUACGGUAACUGGAGUCUUCCCCUGAACACCUCUCAUAUCUGGCACCCGCGGAUACGAGAGGUCCAGGGUGCAAUCAUGGUGUCCAGCAUGGUGGAGGUGGUGAUCGGGCUGAUGGGGCUGCCUGGGGCCCUUCUCAGCUACAUAGGACCUCUCACGGUCACCCCCACCGUCUCCCUCAUCGGCCUCUCUGUCUUCCAAGCCGCUGGUGACCGAGCUGGCUCCCACUGGGGCAUCUCAGCUUGUUCCAUUCUUCUGAUCGUCCUCUUCUCCCAGUACCUGCGUAACCUCACCUUCCUGCUGCCUGUCUACCGCUGGGGCAAGGGUCUCACUCUCUUCCGUGUCCAGAUCUUCAAGAUGUUUCCAAUUGUGCUGGCCAUCAUGAGCGUGUGGCUGCUCUGCUAUAUCCUGACCCUGACGAAUGUGCUGCCCUCAGACCCUACAGCUUAUGGCUUCCAGGCACGAACAGAUGCACGAGGGGACAUCAUGACUAUCGCACCCUGGAUCCGCAUCCCCUACCCCUGUCAGUGGGGCCUGCCCACAGUGACUGCGGCUGCUGUUCUGGGAAUGUUCAGUGCCACGCUGGCGGGCAUCAUUGAGUCCAUCGGAGAUUACUAUGCUUGUGCCCGCCUGGCUGGCGCACCGCCCCCUCCAGUACAUGCCAUCAACAGGGGCAUCUUCACUGAAGGCAUCUGCUGCAUUAUUGCAGGGCUGUUGGGCACAGGCAACGGGUCUACCUCGUCCAGCCCCAACAUUGGCGUUCUGGGGAUUACCAAGGUAGGCAGCCGGCGCGUGGUGCAGUAUGGAGCAGCGAUCAUGCUAGUCCUGGGCACGAUUGGCAAAUUCACUGCCCUUUUUGCUUCGCUUCCCGACCCUAUACUGGGGGGCAUGUUCUGCACGCUUUUCGGCAUGAUUACGGCUGUGGGGCUGUCCAACUUGCAGUUCGUGGACAUGAACUCCUCCCGUAACCUGUUCGUGCUCGGAUUUUCCAUGUUCUUUGGGCUCACGCUGCCCAAUUACCUGGAGUCCAACCCCGGUGCCAUCAACACAGGCAUUCCUGAAGUAGACCAGAUUCUGACUGUGCUGCUGACCACAGAGAUGUUCGUGGGUGGGUGCCUCGCUUUCAUACUGGACAACACAGUGCCAGGAAGCCUAGAGGAACGAGGUCUGAUACAGUGGAAGGCUGGGGCCCAUGCCAACAGUGAGAUGUCUACGAGCCUCAAGAGCUAUGACUUCCCCAUUGGGAUGAGCAUAGUAAAAAGGACUGCCUUUCUGAAAUACAUUCCUAUCUGCCCCAUCUUCAAAGGAUUUUCUUCAAGGUCAAAAGCCCAGCUUCCAGUUCCAGAAGACCCUCCAGAAAAUAUACAAACUGGAUCUGCAUGCACCAAAGUCUGAAAAAUUACUCCUAGGAAAGGUAGGACAUACGUUAAGACUGUCUUUUGUGGAAGGGUUGAAAAGUCACAAUAUUCUUUAAACAAAGAAAAUCAAAACCA
Molecule: messenger RNA, 1959 nt
Organism: Canis lupus familiaris (dog)
Lineage: Eukaryota; Metazoa; Chordata; Mammalia; Carnivora; Canidae
Gene: SLC23A1
Product: solute carrier family 23 member 1
Biological process (GO): transmembrane transport
Cellular component (GO): membrane
Molecular function (GO): transmembrane transporter activity
Source: RefSeq, marked provisional